GCCCAGUCGGUUUGUAGCGAGGCCGGCUUUAGAGUCGCAUCCGAUGGCGUUCCCAUGCCCAACAGGAAGUGUUGCCACGCCACGGGGGCGACUCGUUCGGGCCUCCCCCACAGAUCGGCUCAGCUACAGGAAUCAGCGAAAACUGGAAUUUGGGUACCCGUCCAGGUUGUUCAGGCACUGCGUGGCAUCUCUGGAGGCCACAACUGCUUCAGUUCAGUUUGUGGAAUAGGCGGAUUCAGCAUACCAGAUUGA
Molecule: messenger RNA, 252 nt
Organism: Protopolystoma xenopodis
Lineage: Eukaryota; Metazoa; Platyhelminthes; Monogenea; Polystomatidea; Polystomatidae
Source: the annotation of a GenBank genome assembly